Molecule: messenger RNA, 723 nt
Organism: Aspergillus piperis CBS 112811
Lineage: Eukaryota; Fungi; Ascomycota; Eurotiomycetes; Eurotiales; Aspergillaceae
Product: ESCRT-III subunit protein VPS20
Exons: 1
Coding region: 208-654 (148 amino acids)
Biological process (GO): late endosome to vacuole transport via multivesicular body sorting pathway; vesicle budding from membrane
Cellular component (GO): ESCRT III complex; multivesicular body
Source: RefSeq, a predicted model, not a curated record
CUUUGACUGCUUCCCCUCAAGCAUCCUCGGGAACAAAGCAACAUGCGCUGACAAUGGGAAACACAAACAGCAGCACCCAUAAGAUCUCUGCUCAGGACCGGUGAGACCCUUCCCCUCUUUCCAAUGGGGUUCGCCCUGUUGCUGCCUCCAUCAGCGCCCACCGGCACGGGUCACGAGCCUCAUUUCCCGUCUCCGACCGAUAAACUAAUGCUCUUAACGCUCAGGGCAAUCCUUGACCUCAAGAACCAGCGAGACAAGCUCCACCAAUAUCAGAAGCGAAUUACCGUCUUGACAGACCGCGAAACCGAAAUCGCGAAGCAAUGUCUCGCCAGGAAUGACCGCAAGCGCGCUUUGCUUGCCCUGCGUCGCAAGAAGUACCAGGAGUCGCUGCUAGAUAAGACCGACAAACAGCUCGAGCAGCUCGAACAGCUUACGGGGCAGAUUGAGUUUGCGCUGGUUCAGAAGGAUGUCCUUUUCGGCUUGCAGCAAGGGACCAAGGUCCUGCAGACCAUUAACAAGGAGAUGGGUGGUCUUGAGGGGGUGCAGAAACUGAUGGGCGAGACGGAGGAAGCGAGAGCCUAUCAAGAGGUAAGCUUUUAUUGUCAAUGGUUAUUUGAAAAGGUUAUUCUGGAUUGGAUGCUGACGAGUUGGUGAUGGUUGUACAGGAAAUCAGCGAGAUGCUUGCUGGACGCUUGUCCACUCAGGAUGAGGAUGAAGUUGAAG